Gadus morhua (Atlantic cod) is the source of this 3092-nucleotide messenger RNA. It is a transcript of the gene ptbp1b, whose product is annotated as polypyrimidine tract binding protein 1b. NCBI's taxonomy places the organism in Eukaryota, Metazoa, Chordata, Actinopteri, Gadiformes, Gadidae. Gene Ontology annotation, biological process: mRNA processing. Gene Ontology annotation, molecular function: RNA binding. The record is from RefSeq and is a predicted model, not a curated record. The transcript has 16 exons. Gene Ontology annotation, cellular component: nucleus. The coding region runs from base 487 to 2073 and encodes 528 amino acids.
GCGAGAGGACGGCCGGGCCUGGAUAAGAGUAUCUGGUCGGACCUGUUGCUCCCCAGUUCCGUGUUGUGCAAUGGACGGGUGAGUUCAGCGACACAGAGCUAUAACAUCUGUAUCUUUAAUGUGUCUCUAAUGUAUCCGCAGGGGCGUUCAUCUGGACCAACAGGAUAGUUCUAAUAGUGAUUAGAGUGGUAAUAACAGUGGUAAUAACAGUGGUAAUAGGAGUGGUGAGAGUGGAUCCGGUCUCUUCUCUUCCUCUUCCUGCUGCAGGACUCUUCUCUCUGGAUCGGCCUUCCCCUCGAUAUCACAGCUGGUACCAAGAUGCCUCGGGCACCAGCGUUCCGAGUUGCAAGUGGGGAAAUCUCCCAGCUUUCUUGAGGCAUUUCACGGAGGCACGCCCCCUUUUGGUCGGACCCCCUCGGAAUCCUGAGAGUAGACUGAAGAGGAUCUGAAGAGCUUUUCUCCUGCGUUCCUCCAGCUCCUCCUAUCAUGAGCUCCCCAGCCAAUGGCAGUGACAGUAAGAAGUUCAAAGUGGAGGUGCAUGGCGGCGUGGCGGCGGGGGCGGGCUCUCUGAGCCGCGUGCUGCACGUGAGGAAGCUGCCGGGAGACGUGACGGAGCCGGAGGUCAUCUCCCUGGGGCUGCCCUUUGGGAGCGUCACCAACCUGCUGAUGCUGAAGGCCAAGAACCAGGCCUUCAUCGAGAUGAGCUCGGAGGAGGCUGCUCAGACCAUGGUCUCCUACUACUCCUCCGUGACGCCUGUCCUCCGACACCACCCGGUCUACGUCCAGUUCUCCAACCACAAGGAGCUCAAGACCGACAACUCCCCCAACCAAGUGAGAGCCCAGGCGGCGCUGCAGGCCGUCCUGGCUUCCCAGGGGGGGGUCCACGGCCCCCAGGGGGGGGUCCACCCCUCCCUGGGGGGGGUCCACCCCAUGGCCGGCCUGGAGGUCCCGGGGAUGGGGCCCAGUCCGGUGCUGAGGGUGGUGGUGGAGAACCCCUUCUACCCCGUCACCUUGGACGUCCUGCACCAGAUCUUCAGUAAGUUCGGGACUCUGCUCCGGGUCAUCACCUUCACCAAGAACAACCAGCUCCAGGCUCUGCUGCAGUACCCCGACGGCAUGACGGCCCAGCACGCCAAGCUGUCUCUGGACGGGCAGAACAUCUACAACGCCUGCUGCACGUUGAGGAUCAGCUUCUCUAAACUCACCAGCCUCAACGUCAAGUACAACAACGACAAGAGCCGGGACUACACCCGACCGGACCUCCCCUCCGGGGACCCCCAGCCCGGCAUGGAGCACCAUGCCAUGGCCUUCACUCCUGGUCUCAUCUCAGCCUCCCCCUACGGAGGCCCCGCCCACGCCUUCUCCCCGGCCUUCACCAUCCAGCAGACAGGUCUGACGGUUCCAGGUCUCCAUGGAGGUCUAGCGUCGUUGGGGUUGCCGACGGCGACCGGGCGUCUGGCGUUCUCCACCCUCCCAGCGGGCCACUCCGUCCUGCUCAUCAGCAACCUCAACCCCGAGAGAGUCGCGCCACACUGCCUCUUUAUUCUCUUCGGGGUGUAUGGGGACGUGGUGAGGGUGAAGAUCCUGUUCAACAAGAAGGAGAACGCUCUGGUGCAGAUGGCUGAUGGGACCCAGGCCCAGCUCGCCAUGAGCCACCUGAACGGGCAGCGUCUGUACGGGAAGGCGGUGCGCAUCACGCUCUCCAAGCACAGCAGCGUGCAGCUGCCACGCGAAGGCCACGAGGACCAGGGUCUGACCAAGGACUACGGCAGCUCCCCGCUGCACCGCUUCAAGAAGCCCGGCUCCAAGAACUACUCCAACAUCUUCCCCCCCUCCUCCACCCUGCACCUGUCCAACAUCCCCCCCUCGGUGGUGGAGGAGGACCUGAAGAUGCUGUUCUCCAGCUCGGGGGCCCUGGUGAAGGCCUUCAAGUUCUUCCAGAAGGACCACAAGAUGGCGCUAAUCCAGAUGGGCUCGGUGGACGAGGCCAUCGAGGCGCUGAUCGAGUUCCACAACCACGACCUGGGGGAGAACCACCACCUCCGGGUGUCCUUCUCCAAGUCCUCCAUCUGAGGACCUGGGGGAGAACCACCACCUCCGGGUGUCCUUCUCCAAGUCCUCCAUCUGAGGACCUGGGGGAGAACCACCACCUCCGGGUGUCCUUCUCCACGUCCUCCAUCUGAGGACCCCCAGACCAGCCUUCUAAAGACCCCCCCCCCUUGGACCAGCCUUCUGAGGACCCCCCUCCCCCUUUUACUCAAGGUUCUCCUAUUCAAAGCCCCCCCCGGAGACUGAGGGUCUAGGUCCACAUUGGGGGUCGACACUGGGGGUCCUCCUGGGGGUCCUACUGGGGGUCCUACUGGGGGUGCUGGCGUGUCGGGCGGUGUUGUAGUGUUUGGUGUGCCCUUGUCGACUCUCUCUUCGUUUCUUCUGCAUUCCUUUCUUUAUUCUCGUGUGUCAAUCAUUAUUUAAAUCAAACUAGCUGAAAGUUGAAAUCAUUCCUGAAGCUGGAGGGCGGGCCCCGCCCCCCGCCCCCCCCCCGGGGGCGGGCCCCGCCCCCUGCCCUCCGGUUGGCUGUCCAUCCUUGUAGCAGUGCCUCUCUCUGAUUGGUCUAUUUAUACGUUUGAUUCAUGACAGCUGAAACCAAAAAGGCCUUGUGGAGCUUCCUGCCCCGGGACCGCCUGGGCGGGGGGGGGGGGGAGGUACUGGGCCCAAUGGAGGGGGGGGGGGGGGGGGGGGGUACUGGGCCCAGUGGGGGGGGGGGAGCCCCUGGAUGCAGAGUGCCUUUAAAGCGGUCCCACCCGGACCACAUGGACCCUGAGCUCGCAGCCAAUCACAGGGCCCGCUGCCCGGCCGCCGUCCCACUGGACAGACGGGGGGGUACAGACGGGGGGGGUACAGACGGGGGGAUACUGACGGGGGGGACUGGUGAAGUGUACAUAACAAUAAUUAUUGUUUUUUACUAUUGUAGUUCAUUAGAAUAAAUAUUCGUUUUGUAUCCGAUGGAAACGUCUAUUUUGAUUAAAACAUGGGACCACUUGUGGGCGUGGCCCCGGGUCACGAAACAGGAAAUAAAGAUCCUCCCAGAGUCC